AUGCAGGAUGCAUCCCAAAACACAGACAACCAUUUUCUUGCUGCAUCGAGCGAAUUCGUCGGGACCGUCCUCUUCCUCUGGUUCGCCUUCGCCGGGACGCAAGUAGCCGCGAUGACCAGCACCAGCGCCAGCGCCAGCGACACCAUCACCCCGCAGCGGCUACUCUACAUCUCCCUGAGCUUCGGCAUGUCCCUGCUGGUAGUGGCGUGGGCCUUCUACCGGAUCUCCGGCGGGAUCUUCAACCCAGCCGUGCGCCAACCCUCACCCCUUUUCCUGCUCCGCUGCGCAUUUCUGCUACCCGCCCAGAUCCUGGGGGCGCAUUGUGGCCGCCGCGCUGGUCUGAUGUUCCUGACUACGCUGCUGCUGCUGGUCACGAUCCUGAUGCUGGCGGCGGAGAAGCAUAACGCCACGUUCCUGGCGCCCGUGGGCAUCGGGCUGGCGCUGUUUGUGGCGGAGUUGGCCGGAGUCUACUUCACCGGCGGCUCCCUGAACCCGGCCCGCUCGUUCGGCCCCGACGUCGCCGCCGCCAGCUUCCCGGGCUACCACUACAUCUACUGGGUCGGGCCGCUGAUGGGCGCGCUCCUGGCCGCCGGGUACUAUCGCUUCGCGAAGGCGUUCAACUACCCCGAGGCGAAUCCGGGGCAGGAUGCGACGGGGCCAAAGGAGUAGGAGCACCAGCAGGAGGAGGAGCAGGAGCGGAAGCACCAGUCCUGAGGAUGUUGAUGUUUGGCUUGGCGGAUGCGAUCUUGUUGUGCAGGGUUGUCUGUCAUACUUGUGAAGUUUGG
Messenger RNA from Aspergillus aculeatinus CBS 121060, 785 nucleotides. RefSeq names its product aquaporin-like protein. Gene Ontology annotation, biological process: transmembrane transport. The coding region runs from base 1 to 669 and encodes 222 amino acids. Gene Ontology annotation, molecular function: water channel activity. NCBI's taxonomy places the organism in Eukaryota, Fungi, Ascomycota, Eurotiomycetes, Eurotiales, Aspergillaceae. The transcript is spliced from 5 exons. The record is from RefSeq and is a predicted model, not a curated record. Gene Ontology annotation, cellular component: plasma membrane.